Messenger RNA from Artibeus jamaicensis (Jamaican fruit-eating bat), 399 nucleotides. RefSeq names its product family with sequence similarity 237 member B (gene FAM237B). Bases 1 to 399 code for a protein of 132 amino acids. The record is from RefSeq and is a predicted model, not a curated record. NCBI's taxonomy places the organism in Eukaryota, Metazoa, Chordata, Mammalia, Chiroptera, Phyllostomidae. The transcript has a single exon.
AUGGAUUUUGCCACAAGGAGAUGGUUCUGCCUACCACUGGGGUGCAUGAUGCUGACCUGUCUGAUGAAUGCAGAUUGUGAAUUUCAAAAGGGAGUGCUUGCCAGCAUCAGCCCAGGAGUCAGGGAAGACCUGGACCGCCAGCGCUGGGACACUUGCUCUUUGACACUGGUAGAUCUCAGGGAACUCAAGAUAGAGCACAAUGUGGAUGCUUUAUGUAAUUUCAUGUUGUUCUUGCAAAAAUCCCAGUGGCCUAGACAGUAUAAUGUCUUCUUAAGCACAGCUCAGGAUUUCCGGAACAUUUAUGUCGACUGCUUGCUCUCAAGAUCUCAUGGAAGGGGCAGAGGAUGGGCGAAGCCUCUCAGGUAUAAUUUCCCACAGAAGAUAACAGGAGUAAUUUAA